Pogonomyrmex barbatus (red harvester ant) is the source of this 4982-nucleotide messenger RNA. It is a transcript of the gene qin, whose product is annotated as tudor domain-containing protein qin. Lineage: Eukaryota; Metazoa; Arthropoda; Insecta; Hymenoptera; Formicidae. The record is from RefSeq and is a predicted model, not a curated record. Gene Ontology annotation, molecular function: zinc ion binding.
AUGUCCGGUGGGGACGAUGGUCAAGAGAAACGCUGCACUCGCGAUGGCAAUCGUCACGCAGAGGAGCCUCAUAUUAUAUAUAUAUAUCCCUCUUCUCCUCCGCUCGUCCGCUUCUACCCUCUUCCCCUUCGCCCACGACCUGCACCUCCGUGUUGGCACUUAAGGGAGAGCCUACGGUCGCAUCGUCGAUUCGCUUCGCGGCGGGACCGACCGACACGGAGACGCGAUUGGUACUCGCGUCGGCAAACGGAACGGACGACUAUCUUUGCGGUCGAGUAUGCGACCGGUCGCUCGAAAAUAAAAUCAAUAGUAACAUAUAACAAGAUACAAAACAAUGAAAAACUGGAAGCAACAAUCACUGAACAUUUUGCACAUCUUCACGGCGUUCUCCAAAACACGGAAGCGAAAUUGAUGAAACAAUUACAUGAGCAACGCGAUUAUCUCAAGAAUAAUUUAGACGACAUCAAAGUACAACUACAAACACAGGAGGAAAAAUUGAAGUUGACAUUGCAGAUUGCCUCUCAUGCAAAAGAGAUUUAUCAUAAAGUGGACAUACGAAACGCGAUAAACAUCCUGAAAGAGAUGACAGAUCUUCCUUGCCACUUGAUGUACAAGGAUAUGAAUCAGGUCUACGAACCAGAAUUUACUGCUGACCAUUCCAUUGUUGCAACUAUAGAAGAUCAUUGUACAAUCAAAAUACCAUCAAUGUCAUUUUAUAGCCUUGUGCGAAGAGACGAACUACCAAAGAAUUAUAUAUUGUCGCCCUUACCGAAGAAACGUUUAUCGAUUUUGAAGAAACCAUCAUCGAAAGUAUUGGCAAUACAACCAAAUAAUUCGUUGUCAGCGACACCGAUCAAGACGGAAGAUAAGGCGCAAAAAAGCAUUUCUGAUUGUAAGGUGGAGGUGUCGUACUUUGUUAAUCCAUCAUACUUCUUCGUCCGAAAAGUGGCCACGAAAGCGGAAUUUCUGCAACUGGAGGAAGACCUAACAACAUACGGCAACAACGAGCAGAAUCUAGAGAUGCCGAUUAAUAUUAAGCACGGUAUAAACGCAUAAUCUUAGUCGCUCACUCGACUCAUUACUCGCGAGUGCAUCUUUUUUAUCCUGCUUAUCAUUACAGGUGAUAUAUGUCUCGUCAAACAUAGGGCAACUACAGAAUGGUACCGAGGACGUGUAAAAGCAGUGUAUACGAAUGAGAAUGACGAAACAUUGUACAAUGUGAUUUAUAUAGAUUAUGGUCAUGAGGAUUGUAAUGUGAUAACUUCGAGAGUACGAGAAAUCCCUGAGCAUCUAAACGUAUUGCCACCACAGGCGAUUCGAUGCAGUUUACAUGGCUUAAUACCCAAAAGUGCUCAUUGGACGAGUGCGAGCACGAAUACUUUUCUAAAACUGACAAACGGAGCCGAUUGCAGAAUGUCUGUCAUCGAAUCCACGCCUGACAUUCUCUACAUAGAUCUUUGCAUUAUCCCGAGAAAUAAUAUGGGUCCGCAAUCGAUGUAUAGUAUUAUGAAAGUGAUGGAUUAUGCGCGUUUGGACGUUGAACACAGUUCGAUGGAAGUAUCAGAAAGUACUUACGUUUAUAGUAAAGAAGAACUUACAUUAAAUAAAUCGACAUUUGUCACCAUCAGUUGGGUUGUGUCACCAAGUGAAAUUUAUGUCUCGAAGAUUGUACGAAAAAAUAGAUUUUUGAAAAUGAUUGAGGAAUUAAAUGAAUAUUACAAAACAGAGGCUUCAGUGAAAAUGAUCGACGUGCCUCAAAAAGGUUUACCAUGCGCUGCGCAAUUUGAAGACGAUACUUGGCAACGCGGCGAGAUCAUGAAAAUAAUUGAUGAAGAUAAAGUCAAAGUGUUUUUUGUCGACUGGGGAUGUAUUUCGAUUCAAGACCGUGAUGCAAUAAGAGAGAUUCCAUCUAGAUAUACUUUGUUUAAAGCACAAGCCAUAAGGAUAGCUCUAAUGUACAUAUGGCCCGAAGCCAAUGGAAAGUGGAAACCGGCGGCCAUGAGAAGUUUGCAAGUUCUUAUCAAUGAAGCAGAAAAUAUCACAGUGAAUCCACGACGAAGAACAGAGAACGGAUACAUUGGAUGUAUGUACUGUGAUAAUAUGGAUGUCAGUCGGCAGUUAAAAAAUGAAGGCGUUGUUAACGAAUUUCAUGUGACUAACAAAUUUAAGAAAUUACAUAAGAAGUCACGAUCGCCUGUUAAAUAUAUCCCUGCAUUACCAGAGAAGACCGAUAGUACUGUCCAAGAUUUUUGCGACUUGGACGAUACUGUGAAUAAUAAAUCCGUAAAAGACGAAACGAUUAAAGAUCCGUUCAAAGUCGAAGUGCGUAUACAACGGAUAGUCACGCCGGACUGUAUCUACGUUGCGCAAAUGGAGCAUGAGAAAUCAAAUGCGAAGAUGAUAUCAGCGAUGCAAAAGUUUUAUGAUAGCUAUCUUUCCGAACCGCGAAAUAAGUGGAACGAAGGCGCACUGUGCGCCGUGUACUCUCCAAAGGACAAGUCCUACUUCCGCGCGAAAAUACUGAAGGUACAAUCACCAGCAGAGGUGCUGGUCUAUUUCUACGAUAUGGGUAUCGAGGAAACGGUGACAUUGAAGAAUAUACAAGUCCUCCAUUCGAAAUUCGCGAAGGAAGCGACGUAUUGUUUUAAAGUGAAGUUGGCUGGUAUUUUACCAUGCGGCGGAUCGUCCAUGUGGCCAUCAUUAUCAUGCACAACUCUAUCCGAAAUCAUACGUGAUAAUGCCAAUUGUAAAUUUUACAUUACUAAACCGAUUCAGGAAAACAUUUGCGAUGGUACAAUACCUGUCGAACUUUGGGUGAGACAGGCCAAAAUACCAGGUCCAUUAGCGCCGACUAAGAUAGAGAUUAAUUCUAUCAAUCGAAUGCUGGUGGAUAAAGGUGUCGCUUUGCCGAUUAAAAACUACUUUGCAAAAGCUGACUCAAUUCUCGCCGCAGAAUUUAAGAGACUGCUGGAAGAAAAUCCCUUGUUUGUAUCAACAGAAGAAGAAGAAGUAAAGUGGCUUAACAAGGUGCUGAAUGCCGAUAGCGAAAUAGACGAAACGUUGAUAUCUCAUAAUGACCUAUCAAAUUGUGAUAUUACUGAUAGUACUGAUGUUUUAACCGAUUUAUCUCAAAACGCCAAAACUUAUGAUUCGACAAAUCGGGAAUGCUCGGUAAAAUUUUCAAACUGGCUACCACCGAUCGAAAUAACAGAAGAAGUAUUUCUCGCUGUACCGACGUACGUGGAUAACAAAUGCGUCGUAUAUCUGCAUUCUAAAAAAUAUAAUGCCGAUCUGCUUAAUUAUAUAGAGAAUGAAUUGCAAAUUCAUUAUAAGAAUAUUAAGAUAAACAAAGAAAAACAAUGGAAGGAAGGAGAUUUGUGUAUCGCUCGAUAUCAUCAUAAUAAAAAGUGGUACAGAGGUAGAGUUGUUCAAAAUUUAGGAAAUAUAUUGCAGGUGGAAUUUAUCGAUUAUGGCAAUAUGGAAGAAUGUGAGAUACAGGAUGUAUCGGAUCAUGUUAGAUUAGGUCAUAUUCCUAUCCAGUGUACAAAAUGCGUCAUCAGCGGAUUAAAACCUGCAUCCGCAAAUGGCAAAUGGAUGUUGCACGAUUUGGAUCGCAUACAUGCGCUCCUUGUUGAUCAAGAAUGCAAAGUGUCUAUUUUACAACGACAACUCACACAUUUAAUUGUCUCAAUAACGUUACUGAAACCAUGGAAAUGCGAUCUCCUUUUAUAUCUUGCAAAUCAUAUGGAUAUGAGUAUUGAGAUUAAACGUAAGGAUUGGAAUGAUUCAGAAAAUUCUGACAAUGAUGAAGAUUUGAUAUCAAACUUCACCAGAGAUGUUGUGAUUGAAGAGAUAGUAAGCGAUUAUGAAAAAUGUAUAACUGAUACUUCAGAUAAAUCUUUGGAAACGUGUACGCAGGAUUUUAUGUUCGAUAAUAAUUUGAUUAGCGGUAAUUUAGCAAAAUCUUCGAACGCAAAGUUUGAGCAAGCCGAGAGUAAGCAAACAUCUGAUUCCGAAAGUGUGUCUUCGAUAGACAUGAUCACUGUGAACAAGCAUUUGAUCUGUUCGACGCCGCAAGCACAAUCAUCUGAAGAAGAAGAGUGCUUUACCUCAUAUAAACGAUUGAUCAUUCCACAAGAAACAAAAUAUAUUGAAUUAAUAUUAUGUUGCAACAAAGACCCCAUUACUUCAUUUGCACGAAUAGCGGAGAACAACGAUGAUAUGUUCUCCAAUAUAUUUCAUGAAUAUUAUCUACAAUACGAAGCCAUAAUGUCGAAUUUGCAAACCGAUGCUUGUCACCAACCAUUAAUCGCGACUUUUGCAAAGAAUACUCCAUGCGUUGCGAAAUUUAUUGAUGAUAUGUGGUACAGAUGCAUCAUCACGAGUAAUAAAAAAAUUCCGAACUCUGAGUACAUAAAGAUCUCAUUGUAUUAUAUUGAUUUCGGUAAUCAUGAAGACAGAAAGUUAGAUUUAUUCUCCAAAAAUCAUGAUUUACAUGUACCAAAGGAAGAAUGGCUGGAAUUGCCCGCCAUGGCUAUUAAAUGCACGUUUUGGGGAUUAAACUUCGUCUCUAAUGAUAUUGGUUUAUUAGCAUCAAAGUUAAAUGAAAUAUAUAAUCAAGCUGUUGUAGCCCGAGUUAAGGAGAUCGUCGAUGGAGAUAGUCUGAGUGUCGAAAUAUAUAAGGAUAAAACAUGCGAAGAACUUUUUUACGCUCACUUGAUAAAAGAAGGUCUAUAUCAAUUUAAGAAACCUAAAGAAGACUGAAGAUUGCGAAAAUUCUUUGCGAAUUUAGGAUUAUUUUAUUUAAAUGAUAUUUAAAUAAUUUCAGUAAAAUGAGAACGAAUUCAAAAUCGUAAACAUUUAAUUUUUUACACAUAAAUAAACAUUCUAUUUAGAAAAUAAGAAAGCUAUUUCAAAAUUUUAUUUUGUAAAGAAGUAGUAUUGUAGUUGUACAUCACACAUUUUGAUAUUGUAUUUAAUUU